Malus domestica (apple) is the source of this 1110-nucleotide messenger RNA. NCBI's taxonomy places the organism in Eukaryota, Viridiplantae, Streptophyta, Magnoliopsida, Rosales, Rosaceae. The record is from RefSeq and is a predicted model, not a curated record.
AUGGGAUGGCUUGGACUGUUAGCUAGCCGAUUGGACUGGGCUAGAGGGAAUUGGCUGGGUGCCGGGCUAUCCACUCCCGGUGGACUUGCUCUAAAGGAAUUCAAAAAAAAGAAUAAAAAGAAACCAAAAAGCGGCGCCCGCCACAACUGCUCAGUUAUAAAGGCUGCAGCUGCUGCUGCCUCCUCUAUCGUGCUGACCCGCAUUGGCUUCAAUAAAGGAUUUAAGUUCAUUCAAAAAAGACAAACCCGAGAGGGCCAACCCGAAUCCGAAUUAACCAAAGAACGCCGUCCGCUCCCACCGCUGACUUCGCCGGAGAAGCGGACCGUGUUCCUUGAUCUCGACGAGACACUGGUCCAUUCCGUGACGGGCCCGCCGCCCAAGAAAUUUGACUUCGUCGUACGGCCGAAGAUUCGCGGCAAAAUCAUGACUUUCUACGUCGUGAAGCGUCCCGGCGUGGACGAGUUUUUGGAGAAAUUAGGGAACAAGUACGAGGUGGUUGUGUUCACGGCCGGGUUGCGCGAGUACGCAACGCUGGUGCUAGACCGGCUGGACCGGAAGCGGGUGAUAUCACACCGUCUCUACAGGGACACGUGUACGGAGAUAAAUGGUAGGUUCGUGAAGGACUUAUCCGGAUUGGGGAGGGACCUGAGCCGACUGGUGAUCGUCGACGACAAUCCCAACGCGUACUGCUUCCAGCCGGAGAACGCGGUCCCAAUCCGGCCGUUUGUGGACGACGUGGCGGACCGGGAGUUGAGGAGGGUGCUGGAGUUCUUCGAGGACGAGGAGACUCGCAGUUGUGACGACAUUAGGGACGCCGUGAGGCGGUUUGUUGGAUAUCACGAGUCGAUAACUUCAUCAUCUGAUGACGACGACGGUGACGACGAUGGUGAUGGGUUGGAGUUGGAGUUGGAGUUGAUGGACGCCACGUGUAAGCUUCCGGUGCUGAUCGUUUCAUCAAAAGCGCGGGAAAUCACGAGUCGACGUAAAUUUCAGCCUUUUGGAAUUCCCAUUUUGGAGUUUCGGACGAGGAUGGUGGUGAUGUUCUGUUUGUUUCUGCUACUUCUUCAUGUAAUGUGCUUUCGCAGAGCAUCAGUCCACACUUUUUUCUAA